AUGGCCGUUUCAGCUCCCACUCCCAAGCUGGAUCGCUACAUUGUUAUCCACGUUGCGACCACCUGCGACGAACAUGGAGUCUACGUCACCAAGGACUCUGCUGAAGUGAUUGAGUUGGGGUGGAUCUUGUUGGAUACCAAAACCUGCGAGGAGUUGCACCAUGAGAGCGUUCUUGUCAAGCCCGUCAACACCCCCAUCACGCCUCUUUGCAGCACUUUCCGCGACGCCAUCAACCGCUUCGACGCUUUCGCCCAGGAACACCUCAUCAGCAAGAACCUGGAGUUCGCCUUUGUGACGUUGGAUUCGUGGGAUCUUCGUGUACAGCUGCCUCGUGAGGCUCGGGACAAGGCAGUCGUGCUUCCGGCAUACCUUCAGCACUCCCGGACAUUCGACCUCCGUACCGAAUAUCAGCGAUGGCAGACUCACCACCCCGAGUCUCUGCCCUUCGGCCCCAGCUCUCUCUCCAACAUCUGCGCCGCCCUCGAAGUCGAGCCCGUCCAGUCCUCCGCCCCCAUCAAGCACAACCUUCCCUUCCACCUGCAGGCGUUGGCUCCCGCCUCUCCCCGGCGCGCUAUGGAGGAGGCCAUCACCUUGGCCCGAGUGCUGCGCGGCUUGAUCCGGAAGUCUCAGCCCCCGCAUGAGCAUCCCGAGAUUCUCACCCGUCCCAUGGAUGCCAGAGCGGACGUUCGUGCCUUCCUGGCCGAGCGCAGCAAGGUUCUUCAUCUGAGCGGACUCCCCCACGACACCACGCAGUCCGAGCUGGAGAGCUGGUUCACUCAGUUUGGCGGUCGUCCGAUCGCGUUCUGGACCCUCCGCACCCCGGAUCAGCACAAGCCUACCGGCACCGGCUUUGCCGUCUUUUCGUCUCACGAAGAGGCUGCCGAGAGCCUCUGCAUGAACGGUCGUGCUCUUAACGAAAAGGCCAUCGAGGUGUCUCCUUCCUCUAGCCGUGUCUUGGACCGUGCCGCGGAGAUUUUGACGCCUUUCCCUCCCUCGAAGAACCGCCCUCGUCCCGGUGACUGGACUUGCCCCUCAUGUGGCUUCUCGAACUUCCAGCGCCGUACUGCAUGCUUUCGUUGCUCGUUCCCCGCGAUGGCCGCUGCCCCCGACCCGAUGGGAUACGGUUACGGCUACGGCCCGCCGUCCAUGAUGCCUCCUCACAUGGGCCACGGCCACGGAAUGGGCCAUUCCCGCGGCAUGGGCGGCAACGGUGGUGUGGUGCCUUUCCGUGCUGGUGACUGGAAGUGUGGCUCCGAGGGCUGUGGCUACCACAACUUCGCCAAGAACAUCAAUUGCCUGCGUUGCGGUGCUCCUCGGUCUGGAGCAGCAGUGGUGGCCGAUUCCGCUUUCCCGUCCCCGAUGGAUCCUCCCUCGAGCUUUGGCAUGGGCCCCAACUCCAUGACUAGCACCCCGGCACCCGGACCCUUCACGGCUAGCACUGGUGCCUUUGGCGGCUUUGGUCAACAGUUUGCCGCGCCCCCCAACAACUAUGCUGCCUUGCCUUCGGGCUUGGGAAGCGCCCCGGCCGCAUACCCCCCUAUGGGUCAAAUGAACGCUGGUUAUGGUUCCGCGAAUGCUUCCCAUUCUGCGGCCUCGUUCUCCAACCCGGCCGCCCAGGCUGCCUUCACGGGGGCUGAUCACAACUCGUCGACCAGUGCGUCCAACGGUGCCUUCUACGGCAAUGAUGGCUCGAGCGAUCCGUUUGCCUUCCUCUCGACGGGUUUGGGAGGUUUGACUGUGGGUGAAGAUGCCCACUCUCGUCGCAACGGCGCCAGUGCGAACAAGUCCCCCGCGUAA
This is a messenger RNA of Aspergillus niger, 1797 nucleotides long. RefSeq lists its product as uncharacterized. Gene Ontology annotation, molecular function: RNA binding; 3'-5'-RNA exonuclease activity. The coding region runs from base 1 to 1797 and encodes 598 amino acids. The record is from RefSeq and is a predicted model, not a curated record. Lineage: Eukaryota; Fungi; Ascomycota; Eurotiomycetes; Eurotiales; Aspergillaceae. The transcript is spliced from 4 exons.